This is a messenger RNA of Gryllus bimaculatus (two-spotted cricket), 9095 nucleotides long. The record is from the annotation of a GenBank genome assembly. NCBI's taxonomy places the organism in Eukaryota, Metazoa, Arthropoda, Insecta, Orthoptera, Gryllidae.
GUACACAUUUGAGCUCAGCUGCAUGAUGUUCUGACGUUUGGAACGCGAGUGUACUGCAUUUGAUUUUCUUCACAUCUGAAUAAUAGCUUUCGUUGCUGAGUGAUUUGAGCGUUAGGUAUUUUACAUUUAAGACGAGUGUCAUUUGAAUUUCAAGUGGUCUCGCAGUGCUCUCGUGUCAACGAAGUGCCCUGGAACAGAAUAAGGAGCAAUCACAGUUGCAUUCUCCGAGAGUUUUGCUAAUGGAAGUGGAGGCACACGUCGGUGUGUGUGAGGAAUUGAAUGAUUGUGUUACAGUUUGCACUAAUGGUGUUCCCACAGUGGUGUAGGAAAUUAAUUAGUUGAUUUGUGUUGCCAUUUUAACUUGGACGCAAAUCGUGUACAAUGGCACAGCUAGUCGACGUGUUCCGUGUAGAGAAACAGCAGCCCCUUGGCAGGAGGCAACUUCCUUUAAUGGUCGAUGAAAAUCUCACGAUGGUGAUGGAUUUAAGUAGCAUGGGGCUUAUUUGUGAUAGUCCUCUGAUUCGGGGAAAAGAGUUAGAGGAAUUUAAUAAAAAAUUUAAUGUGUUAACUAUUCCUGAAGCUAAAGAAGCUUUAGAAGUGACAUGCAAGGAUUUGCUGGGCAUUAUUAGUCAAACCGUACCCUGUGUUGGCUGUAGGAGAAGUGUUGAAAGGCUGUUUUACCAGUUAAUUGAAUCUGGUCAUAAAGCUUUGGACCCUCUUGUGUUUACAUCUGAUGGAAUAUUGACUGUCAGAAAUGAUCAGUUAUCUUCUCAGAUACUUUGCACAAUGUUUCAUGGGCACAGAACUAGGUUGAGCAAUCUUGUUGAAAGUCAAACUCGAUCAAAAAAGAGUCAUCGAUGUAACCUUCAUUCAUUGGACUCUCAUCGGUCACCACGACCAAUGACAUCUGUAUGGAGAGAUGUGUGGGAGUGUAUGAAAAUUCAAUGUAAAGAAGAAGUUGUAUUAAUUGAAUCAUCAACUUUGUUGGUAACAUUAGAGAAUUAUCUUCGUAAACAUAGGUUUUGUGCUGAAUGCCGUACAAAAGUUCUCAGAGCGUAUGCUCUUUUGAUAGAAGAACCAGAUCCUUGCAGAGAAAAGGGAUAUGUUCCUGCAUUGUAUGCAGGUAUCAAACGGUGUUUACCAGAAAAACACAUCCACUUACAAACAAAAACAGAUUAUAUUGGCGGGCUUAUUACAAGGGCUGAUUUAGAGCUCAUGGGGAGUCGGAGAGAGAGGCAUGCUAAGACAUUAGAAAUUGCUCAAGAAGAAGUAUUGACAUGCUUAGGUUUAUGUGUGUAUGAAAGAUUAUAUCGAAUUCACUUGCGUAUGCGAGAAGAAGAGUGUACAUGUCAGGUUUUGGCAGCUGUGGCUAUUGAAGCACUUUGCCGGAACUUUGAGAUGGCAGUAGAAGGUAAACAAGGAAUGUCUCAGUUAGAACUAUUAUUUGAACAAAUUGCCAAGGAAGAGCUAGCCAAAGCUCAACGGAAAGAACAUAAGAAACAGAAAAGGAAGAAGAAGAAAGAGAAGAGGGCAGAACAAGAUGAGAAAGAAAAUACAUGUGAGUGUGAAUCUGAGGAACCUGAGGACACUGUAAAUGAAGAAACCUUUAGUUCCUGCACAUGUUCAGAAGCCAAACCUGCUACUCAAAACUCAGAUCGACGAAAAUUGCAAGUUUUAGAACAUAAAGGUAAGAGCUCAUCAGCGUGUAGUUGUAAGGAUUGUCAACGAAAGAAGAAAGACAAGGUUUCUGUGGAAAAUGGUAGCAACAGUAGCUGCAAUCACCCAUCGAAAUCAGUUGCAUGCCAAAAGUCACAAUUGCAACGUGGUAGGAAUGUCACAAAUGGCCAUUGUUCUUCAGAAGACCUACCUUCACCUGCAAGAAAGACUGCAAUUCACAGUUCAGUGACUGUAGUGAGAAAUCCUACAACAUCUUGUGCAAAUUUAUCUCCAGAAAACGUUUCUCUGUCACCUUGUCAGUCAUGCAAAAAUGCGCAAGACUCAAUGGAUGAACAUCAUGCCCGUGUGUCUGAUACUCAAACACCUGUACUUCCGGCUGCAUGGUCCUCCAGUGAUCAUUCUCAAGAUUGUGGUUAUGCAUCAGAAAAUAAUAAUGGCUGUUGUGAUACUGCAUCUGUUUCUUCAAGCCUUCGCAGUUCACCUGAUGGAUCUGACAUUGCUUGUUCAGAUGGGUUUUGUAAUCAUGAAGAUUGCCAAGGAGAAAGAAGUGAAAUACAAGAAUGCAGUAGAACAGUUAACAGUGGUAGGAUGGAAGAAAGCCAUAACCAUGAAAAUAGAUAUCCAGUUCUGACCCUGGAGCAAAUGUUGGAGGGUGGUUAUUCAUCCGAUGAAGACCGCGAAGAAAGUUACAUACCUGCUGAAGAAGUUCAAGAAUUCAAGGCUAGAAUGUGCAAUGUGAAGGAACAGAGGCAAGAAUUACGUCAGAUGUUAAGAAAGCGAUUUGAUCAGCUUUGUGUUAAAGCCCCGCAGUUUAUUUCUCCUCGACCAGCUCAUUGUGCCUCGAACUAGGCCAGCCGCCUGUUGGCUCUAGUCCUGAAAGUGAUGUGAUUGUUCUGAAUGCAGAUGAAAACUUAUACAGUACAGGGAAAUUCUGGGUGAGAAAGUGCACAUUUUCUAAUUUUAAUUGCGUAGUUUGGGAUUGUUUGUUGUUGCAUUUGCUUUUUUGUAUGUUUCAAUCCUGCUGUUAAUUUAUGUCAAUGGACUGAAUCCUGUUCAAAGGUGAGACUCUCAACCAAAUGGACUGCUCAUUCCCUUUUCCUUCUUUACAUUCCUCUGUUGUUGAUAGCCAACACUGUACUGAGUCUCUAUUUUCAUAAAAACAAAUAAGUGGUUAGUAAUAUUCUGAUGAAAGUAUUAUUUCUAAUGUUUUUCUUCAUUUUGUGGUUGUUGCAAUGUUUGCAAUCUGUUUAUCAGAAUUGUUAGAAGCUGUCUUCCCAUUACCAUUACAUGUACUAGAGUUGCAAUGUCUCAUGAAAACAGCAAGCAAGAGCUCAGACGAUUUUAAAUCACUAUCAAAGUAACUAAAAUGAAUUUUAUAUUACAUUUUCCACUUCAAGAAACAGAGUGAAAUACUGGUUAUUAGUAUUGUGUGAUAAUUCCAGAAGCAUGCUGUAUUUUCAUUUCUUGCCACAAAUUUUAGUGGUUUUACAUAUCAUGUAAAUUCUGGCAGUGUUGAUGUGCAUUCCAUGUUAUUUCAUCUUCAAUGUGAUGUUCUAUGUGGUUAUAUAGUGUUGAUCAUUGUCUUAUUAGGAAUUGUAAAUCAUUGCAAAAAUUCCCCUCUCGUAAUGUAAUUUUCUGCUUGCUUCUGGAAAGAAUUUGUCUCAAUACUUAAUGACUGUAUUACUUAUGUGCCUUGCACCUGACGGCAAGUCACCUUACACUUGAAUCAUUCUAUGUUUCCUAUGUGAGAAAAUGAAUCAUGUACAAUAUUGAUAUAAUAAUGUAUUAUAAAAUAAAAAAAAAUAUUUUGCUAGCUGGGUAUUCUCAAAUACUUGUGAAGCUGCUUUAAGAUUCUGUGGUAUUUGUUCCAAGAGAUUGAUUAGAGGCAAAUGUUACCCAAAACACAACUUGUUGAAUUGAAUAAUAUAAUUUCUAUGCUUUAAGAAGCUUGUUGCGUUUUCUUCUUUUGAACUAUGACAGGCCAAUAUAAUCGAUGAAAGAAAUGUGUGAUAGGUAUAAAGUUAACACCAAAUGUAAUGAUGUUAUUCUGCAUUCCAAGAUGAAUGUUGAUGUUGCUGAUGUAGAGAUUUAUUGGUAGUUUGAAAACACAUAUUUGCAGUUCUGAUAAGAACUGGUUAUGGGAAAGACCUACCCAUGAACAAAACAGUAGGACGUUUGUAUAACGCAGUUAUAAUGUUAAUGCUGUCUGUUGUCAGUUUUAAGUAAAUUGCAUGCUGACAAAUGUGCUGCUUUCUGGUGUCGUAAAUACAAAGACUUGUGAUGAUUCAUGACACUGCUUAUUACCUGUUACUAUAUUCCAAGAAAAAGUGAGCACAAAACAGCGUUAUAGUGGUGUCCUAUUGUGCAAGGUGCUUACAUAAUUUAAAAACUACUGUUGGGUUCUGUUUCUACAUGUAUGGGUUUUUGCAAACAGGUUGCAAAUGUCAAACCAAAGUGAUUCAGUAAACACAGGUGAUGGAUAUACUGACUUUGUACAAGUAUUUUAAGAAAUGUACCCAUUCCAGAAAUGUAUGUCAAAAAUACCCGAGAAAAAUUUAUUACUAAUAUAAAACAGCGGAGAUUCCUUAAAGACAUUCUUACUGUAUACUGUAUUCAGUUGUAAACUUGUGUUAAAUGGUGAUGUUAUACUCCUGAAUGAAAUGAAGUAAAAGACUAUUACAGCAAAAUAUGUGGGAGUUGUAAAACUUUUAUUCCCUUUCUAAGACUCUAUGUACUGAGAUAUACAAAGAGAGGCAUUAGUGCCCCCAAAACCAAAAGCGUUCUUAACUGCAAUUCUUGGUGAAGUUUGAAUCCACUUAGAAGGUUUUUUUAUUACAAAAUUCAACUUCAAAUCUUUUGCAGGUUUGUCCAAAUUAAUAGUUGGUGGCAUUACACCAGUUUCACAAGCCAGAACAGUAAACACAGUUUCCAAAUUUCCUGCAGCACCAAGAAGAUGGCCAUGAGCUCCUUUAGUAGAAGACACAUACAGGUUCGAUUUCGAACCAAAUACUGUUUCAAUUGCUUUACACUCUAUUACAUCACCAAUAGGUGUGGAUGUGGCAUGAGCAUUUAUGUAGCCAAUUUCUUCUGGUUUCACGUGGGCAUCUUCAAGAGCCCGUGACAUUGCAAGCAUGGCUCCUGUACCAUCUUCUCUUGGUGCUGUCAAAUGUGAUGCAUCUCCUGAGAGUCCAUAUCCGAGAAUUUCUGCAUGUACUUUAACUCCCCUUUUUAAAGCAUGAGAGAGUUCUUCCAUAACGAGAAUUGCAGCACCUUCUCCCAUGACAAAUCCAUCUCGCCCUUCAUCAAAUGGUCGUGAUGACUCCUUAGGCCUCUCAUUAAAUUUCGUAGACAAAGCUCGCAAUCGACAAAAUGCAGCAAUUGACAAUGGGGAAAUACAUGCUUCUGCUCCACCACAUACCAUUACAUCAGCAUCUCCAUGCUGUAUAAAUCUAAAGGCAUCACCAAUUGCAUGAGCACCUGUAGCGCAAGCAGUUGAAACUGCAUGAUUAGGUCCACAGAAUCCAUAUUUAAUGCUUAUUUGACCAGCAGCCAUGUUAGGUAAUAUUCGGGGAACAAAAUAAGGGCUAACCCGGUUAUAGCUUUGUUUUAGGGCAUCAUAAGUUUCACAUACAUCUGUUAAAUCAAUCAUGCCAACUCCUACAGCCACACCUGUCCUUUGCUUAUUAAAUUCACUAUCAGGAAACCAAGAGGCAUCACUCAAGGCUUCCUGAGCAGCUGUCAGGGCAUACAUGGUUGCAGGAGACAUUGUUCGUAGAUCACUUUUUGAAAAAAUAUUUUGGUCAAAUUGUCCAUUCUUUGAACCUCGAGGUACAACUGCAGCGAUUUGACAUGGAAGUUUACUAUAUUUUUCAGAAGGCAAUUUAUCAAUUCCACAACCGCCUUCUAACAAGUUUUUCCAGGCAUGGUGAACUCCACAACCCAAAGGUGAUACCACUCCCAAACCAGUAAUGACAACACGUCUACGUUUUACUGACGAGAAUGAUCUCGCACCUACAGGCAGAGGCCGAUGUUCGCGUCUGCAUAUUACCAUUUCAUCAUCGGGUAGAAGUGGCAGUCUUUUACAAAAAACUUGGAAAGAGGGUACGUCAAUUACAGCAGAAGUGUAUUUUGCCAAAUUCUUCAUGACGUUUAUAUUAACCUAAAAAUAUAGAAACGUUCAAGAUCACUUGGAGAAACCAACUAAAAGUGUUCAGAAUCGUUCACGGCGGGUGUGGGGUGAAGGUUGAAGCUGGAUGAAGGAAGGAAAGAAUGAAGGGUGUUUUGUAGCAAGGACUGUGUUGUGUUUUUUAAUGUAAUAUUGGUGUUACGUUAAGGAUUUAACGUAGAUAGCUCAGUGGAAUGGACUCUUGCAGAAAUGCUAUAGGCGAUAUAGCAACCUAAGUGAAUUGCGGGUCUCAAUCGGGUGCAGAAAAAUGAAACUACUGGGCACUUUACUUCUUAAAACUUCUUUAUUUCAAGUUCCUUCUGCCGUCAAUUUAUGUCGAAGCCUGUGUACUCAAGUGCCAACACCUGUGUAUACUAAGGAAGGGGAUGAUGGAAUUACUGAAACUUGUAAAGGAGAUCGCAGGCCAAAAGAUGACAAUAUCUUCGAUGCUGUUGGAGCUACUGACGAAUUAUCUUCGUAUAUCGGAUUGGCGAGAGAAUUUGCUAUAGAUAAUCAGCAUGUGUACACAGAUAAAUUAAAUCGGAUUCAAUGCAUUUUGGUUGACAUAAGUUCUGCAAUUCUGAAGUCCCCUAAACAAGGACAGAGAAUGCUGCUUUCAGAACAACAUACCAAAGAUCUUGAAGAAUGGAUAGAAGAGUAUUCCAGUCAACUGCCUCCACUUGAAAAUUAUGUUAUUCCAGGUGGUGGAAAAGCAUGUGCUUCUCUUCAUGUUGCAAGAACGAUAUGCAGACGUGCGGAACGAUGUGUUGUUCCUCUUGUUCGACAAGGAAAUCUUGACAAAGAAGCACAAAUUUAUUUAAAUAGGUUGGGUGACUUUCUGCUGACAAUAUCAAGAGUAGCUGCGAGAUUCGAUAAAAGAGAUGAAUCUAUCUACAUACCUCAACCGGAAGUGUCUCAGGAAAUGAAACCAACGUAAAGUGAUAAUUGCAAUGAAAUCCCUGUUAGCAUUGUAGUGUAUGUUUCAGACCAUUUUAAUGUUGGUUGGGAUAAGUGUCAUUUAACUCUGAAGUUUUUCAGAUAUUGUUGUAUGGUUCUAGUCAUAUAUGUACUUAAAUGAAUCAGCAGUACUAGAGUGAUACAUUUAGUGUUCAUUAAUAUGUGACCAGGUUUAUGGCUGCUCCUUCAACAAAUGUGCAAUACUCAUUUUAAUUUACAGUUGUAAAUAUUGCAGGAAAGUAGAUUAUAAAAAUUGUUAGUAAUGUUCAAAAAAAUUUAUUAAUACAUAUAUGUACAUGUUACAACAUUUCUUCUCCUUCUGUAACUUCUUUUACAUUUAAAAGCUCAAGGAGUCCAUGACCCUUGGUUUCACUCCUGACUAUUUCAUCAACUUCCCUAUAGUGACCUGGAUCGAUUAAGCAGAUCAUGCUGAGUUCUCCACUGUUCCAUUCCUCUGAUUCAACUGUUCCAGCCAAUUUAGCAAUCUUCUCUCGUAACUUCCGCGCUUCUUUACCAGAGAGCAUUAUCUUCAAACGCAUUUGAGCUCUUUCCAGAGGCAUAACUGUUUUCAGCAUCGGAAUAACAUCGAGAGCCUAGACCAGAAAAAAAUAUUAAGUUCAAAUGAAACUAUAACGUUGCCACAUAACAUACAGAUUGAAUCGAUUUUGGAGUACGACGAAGCUUCAGUGUCCUUCAAGAGAAAAGGUAGAUGUGGCUGCAUUUUUAUUUCUAAUGACAUUGAUUCCUACCAGUACAAAAGUAACUGGCACCACCUAGCAUUUCCAAAGCCUCAAUGGCUACAGUUUUCAAUGUUUGGGAGUAUAAUUUAAAUUAAUGAAUUGCUGAAAUGUACUUUACCUUAUCUUAAAUCCAUGUGCAUAUUGUGGAUUUAACUAAAGUUAUGCAGAGGUACACAGCUUAUUAAUUAAACACUUUUCUUAAACUACAGGCUUGGUUGUUAUGAAUCUCACCUGUCACCUUAGUUCACAAUUAACAUUGCAUUAUUUGCCAAUUAUUAGCAUAUGAACUAAACAUCAUUAAUGCAAUUUUAUGUUGAAGAUACUCACUUGUUGUUUGGCAUUUCUGUUAGGUUUUACUGAGAAGUGUACAUCUUUCAUGGCCUUUUCUAUCAUGGACACUGGAUAUGGUCGCUUUGUAUCAGGAUUGACACACUUAUCUGACAACAAUAAAUUCAUUUAAUUUUGAUGCUGCUGUCUUAAAUCUAUAAAGUUUGUAAACAUUAUUUCAUUAAAAUCACUAUGUGGUAAAACAGACCACCGCAAUACGGUUAAAAAUGUUUCUUUUCAAAUCACUACAGUAAUUAUUAGUACAGUACAUAAUCACAAAGCAAGUUGAAAAUAAUUAAGAGCAAAUAUUGUACAUAACACUAACUUUCAAUUCAUUGCAUUGCAGAUAUACAAAUAAAAAAUGUAAGACGUAUGGCACUCUAUGCUUUAGACACUUAUUUAAUUAGGCACAAAUUGGCUUAUUUCUUUUAAAUCAAAUAGAGUAAAUUGUUACAAUAAGAGAGCACCUAUGCUAGUACAUAAAUGUUAAGUUUCUUCACAAACGAGAUAAGAAAGAUCGAAAUAUCAUGUAAUCUAAUUAAUACUGCAUCGAUUCAACUUCAUGAUUUUGAAUCUAAUUGUUAAUUUAUAGUAUAUAUUUUAUCCCGAACGUCAUCCUAAAUCUAUCUUAGUCUUGAUAUCUUGUUUUAUUUCAAUUUAAUACAUUUUUGUUUUCACAUCACAAAUAAAAAUUUUUCUGGUAGCCAAACAUACCUGAAACUGUGGUAGCAAUAUCUUUGUACAGAGCUUCUAAAUGGGAUUGCCUUUCUUUAUCUGACACUUGCAAUUCACCUUUAGAAAGAAUUUCUUUACAUACUUCAGUUUGGUCAUCCUUUCCAAAAGCUUUAACUAUGUCCUCCUUUUUAGCAACUUGUCCUUUUGAUACAUUGGCAAAAACUGUAUGGGUCUGAAGAACUUCAUCAAUAUCCUUCUCGCUGAAAUACAAACACCCCUAUUAUAACAAACGCUGCAGUAUCGGAUGUACGCUUCUAGUUCGAAAAAACUCACACUCCAUUUCUCCAUGAUACUACUUUAUUCCUGUAACAAGCAAUUUCGAAACGUUUGCCACCUUUCUUCAUUCUAACUACAGCAACAUUUGUGAGACGGAUUUGAUUUGUGGGUGUAAAUAUUUUCGACAUCUUGCACUAUUGCACCACACUUCCUUCCAGUUCAUAAAUGUCUCCAAUGCCUCUUCGGGAUCUGCUAGAAUGUGUUCGAAUACGUUGUAC